AUGGCUGUUCGAAAUAGGUUGCAAAUGGAGGAUUUUCGUCAGGCUUUGAGUGAUUGUCACCUCUCUAAUAUGGGCUUUAUUGGCUGGAAAUUUACAUGGUGUAAUAAUCGUGCCUCGGGUUUGGUUCGGGAGCGUCUUGAUAGGGGAUUGGUAACUGAUGAGUGGCAGACAUUAUUCCCUGAAGCACAUCUUCAUACUCUUGUGAGCUUGGUGUCUGACCAUUCUCCUAUUCUUGUGGAUUGUUUCGGAGUGCGUCGGGUUAGGUCUCAGCCUGGUCCGAGAUGGGGAAGAGUUUAUCGUUUUGAAGCGAUAUGGUUGCGGAAGGAAUCAUGUGAACAAGUGGUUGCCAAUUGUUGGAAUGGUGAUGUUUCUACUGCAAAUGUAGAUGGUUUACAGAGGAACAUUGUUCGGACUAGUGCAGAAUUGAAAGGUUGGAGUCGUAACCAGUUUGGACAUCUUCAAAAUCAGUUGAGGGUAAAGACCAAACGUCUCGAAUGGUUACGAUCGCAACCAGUUGUGUCUGAAGAUAUGUCCUCAGAAAUUCUGCUGUUAUGUAAGGACAUUGAUGAGGUCUUGGAGCGCGAGUCUAUCAUGUGGUGGGUUUCCGAACCUUUGGCGAUUGAACGAACUGCUUUGGAUUAUUUUGCUGACCUUUUCAAGGCCUCUAGUUCAAGUUAUGGAGCAGAAUUUCUAGAGAUUGUGUCUCCCAUUAUUACUGAGGCCAUGAAUUCAACCUUACUUGCUUUGUUUACGGAGGAUAAAUUGAAGGAACCUAAAUCUUUUUCACAAUUUCGGCCUAUUAGUUUAUGCAAUGUGGUCUACAAAAUAAUUUCAAAGGUACUUGCAAACCGACUUAAAUUGGUGUUUCCGUCAGUGAUUUCGGAAUCUCAGUGUGCUUUUGGGCCUGGCCGUCUCCUCACUAAUAAUGUUCUAAUUGCUUUUGAAAAUUUUCACUGGCUCAAAAAUCGUUGCAAUGGGUCUGAUGGUUAUAUGGCUUUAAAGCUUGAUAUGAGUAAGGCCUAUGACCGUGUUGAGUGGGCUUUCUUGGAGAGUAUUUUGGUUCGUUUGGGUUUCGCUCCAAGCAAGAAUGUUAAUGACCAAUCCAAACAAGCCAUUUCUCAUCUACUGGGAGUGGAGGCUAUGGAAACAAAUGGGAAGUAUUUGGGUAUGCCCACCUUUGUGGGUGUAUCAAAAAGGGAGGUUUUUGGGUAUAUCAAGACAAAUAUUUGGAAACGAUUGAAUGGUUGGAAAGAAAAGUUUUUGUCUGCUGCGAGGCGUGAUAUUUUGAUUAAGGCCGUUACACAAGCUAUUCCUAUUUUCAUCAUGUCCUGUUUUAUGGUACCGGUGGGCCUUUGUUAUGAAAUUGAUUCAAUGAUAAGUCACUUUUGGCGGGGACAACGUGAGGAAGAAAGGAAGAUCCAUUGGCUUAGGUGGAGCAAACUUUGCUUACCGAAACAAAAAGGAGGUUUGGGGUUUCGUAGUUUGGUGGCUUUUAAUAGGGCGAUGCUUGCAAAAAAAGCUUGGCGGCUUCUCAAGCAUCCUGAAUCCUUGGUCGCGCAAUUGCUCAAAUCUUGGUAUUUUCCUACUUCCUCUGUUUUGGAUGCUUCAUUGGGUUGCAAUCCAUCUUUAACUUGA
Camellia sinensis is the source of this 1635-nucleotide messenger RNA. The record is from RefSeq and is a predicted model, not a curated record. Lineage: Eukaryota; Viridiplantae; Streptophyta; Magnoliopsida; Ericales; Theaceae.